AUGGCGACGGCGCCAGUGAAGCCACCGCUGCACAACUUCCCUCUCGCAUUCUUAAAAUGGGGGGCGAAGAACAACUCGACCACCAACAACAACCACCGCUACCGCCGACCCGUCUCCGCCGAACCCGCCUCCGAGCCCGACUCCGAAUCCGAACGCACCCACUACAACAACAGCCGGGUCGGAUCCUCCCGCGCCUCCCGCCACCGCUACUCCUUGAUCCCGUGCGCUGGCGACAAGCGUCGCAGGAGCGAGGAGAGAGAGAGCGAUCAGGAGGAGGGCGAGGAAGCUGACAAAGCCGAGGUAGUUCAGAAGCCCUGGAAUCUGAGGCCCAGGAGAGCUCCGGCGACGACGUCGUUUUCCAAGGGAGGUGCCAACGGUGAACCGCACGAACUGGAGAGUCCGAACCCGAACCAGAGCGAGCUGCAGCAGCCGAAGUCGAUGAGGUUGAGGGGUUUGGCGGCGGAGGGGCAGAAUGUGGAGAAGAAGGAGAAGAGGAAGUUCUGGAUCGCUUUGUCGAAGGAGGAGAUUGAAGAGGACAUAUUUGUGAUGACUGGGUCGAGGCCCGCCAGAAGGCCCAAGAAGCGGCCGAAGAAUGUUCAGAAACAGCUCGAUGUACGUCCACCUUGCUCCUUCCCUUUCUUUGUUUCUUCGUUUGCUGCUUCUGCUGUGCUUACUACUUUUCCUGGGUUGUGGUUGGUGGGUGUUACUGCGGAUGCUUACAAGGUUGCUGAUUCUCCUUCUAAGAUUUCUCUUGCUAAUUGUAAUUGGGUCUUUGUUGCAGAGGUAGAUUUGUAUUGUGCCCAGAAGAUUGUGACUUUGUUGAAAGUUCGUAAAUGGAAAAGGCAGCUGCCCCUGCGGCUUGGAACUCUCAAUUCGGAGGAUGCAGGGUCGAUCUAG
Prunus armeniaca (apricot) is the source of this 897-nucleotide messenger RNA. The record is from the annotation of a GenBank genome assembly. NCBI's taxonomy places the organism in Eukaryota, Viridiplantae, Streptophyta, Magnoliopsida, Rosales, Rosaceae.